GGAGAACGGAAAUUGAGUUACUGCUCUAAGCUGUACAAACAGUGUCCGUUUUUCCGCACAUACCAUGAAUGCAGCAGUAGCCCGGCACAGGGGACAGGACAACAUGGCUGCUGCUGCGGGCCGAUAUUACGGAGAAGGCGGCAGAGCAACGAAAAGACAGAAAACUGAGGACGGAGGGAUGACAACGGAAAGCUAUGAUGACCCUCAUAAACCGCUCCCCUCACCGGUGGUGCACAUCAGAGGCUUGGUGGACGGUAUAAUGGAGGCUGAUCUGGUGGAGGCCCUGCAGGAGUUUGGGGCCAUCAGUUAUGUGGUUAUGAUGCCCAAGAAGCGCCAGGCCCUGGUGGAGUAUGAGGACAUGAAUGGCUCCUGCAAUGCUGUUACAUAUGCAGCAGAGAACCAGGUUUACAUUGCAGGCCACCCUGCCUUCAUCAAUUACUCCACAAGCCAAAAGAUCUCCCGGCCAGGAGACUCAGACGAUACCCGGAGUGUCAACAAUGUGCUGUUGCUCACGAUCAUAAACCCCAUCUAUCCUAUCACCACGGAUGUGCUCUACACCAUUUGUAACAACUGUGGUCCCGUACAGAGGAUUGUCAUCUUCAGAAAGAAUGGUGUUCAAGCCAUGGUGGAAUUUGAUUCGGUCCAAAGUGCCCAGAGAGCCAAAGCUUCUCUGAAUGGGGCAGACAUCUAUUCUGGCUGCUGCACACUAAAAAUUGAAUAUGCUAAGCCAGCACGCCUUAAUGUCUUCAAGAAUGACCAGGACACGUGGGACUAUACAAACCCCAACCUUAGUGGCCAAGAUGCUGAUGGUGAAGGCAAUUGGAACAAUUCACAAGAUCCCAAUGCUAAUCCCAACAAACGCCAGAGGCAGCCUGCCCUUCUUGGAGACCACCCACCUGAUUAUGGUGGCCCUCAAGGAGGUUAUCAUGGCUACAAUGACGACAGUUAUGGUCCGCCUCCUCCCCACCGCAUGGGGCCAGGAAUGGGUGGACGUGGUCGUGGUAGCCAGCGCUAUGGUCCUGGAUAUGGACCACCACCUCCUGAGUAUGGUCCUCACGCUGACUCACCAGUUCUUAUGGUGUAUGGCCUUGAACCCUCAAAGAUAAACGCUGACAAAGUCUUCAACAUCUUCUGCCUCUAUGGCAAUGUAGAGCGGGUUAAAUUUAUGAAGAGUAAGCCUGGAGCAGCAAUGGUAGAGAUGGGAGACUGUUACUCUGUGGACAGAGCCAUCACUCACCUCAACAACAACUUCCUUUUUGGACAGAAACUCAAUGUUUGUGUGUCCAAGCAGCAGGCUAUUGUGCCAGGGCAGUGCUACCAGCUAGAGGACAACACCAGCAGCUUCAAAGAUUUCCAUGGAUCCCGCAACAACCGCUUCACCUCGCCAGAGCAGGCGGCCAAGAACAGAAUCCAGCACCCCAGCAACGUCUUGCACUUCUUUAACGCACAGCCUGACAUCUCUGCAGAGAUCUUCAACCAAGUCUGCGAAGAACUUGGAAUUAAGAGUCCCACAAGUGUAAAACUUUUCACCGGAAAGAGCGAGCGAAGUUCAUCAGGUCUUUUGGAGUGGGAAUCCAUCAAUGAUGCCAUGGAAGCCCUAGCUAUGAUGAACCAUUACCAGAUGAAAAACCCCAGUGGGCCUUACCCUUACACACUGAAACUGUGUUUCUCGACCACACACCAUGCCAAUUAAAUACUCCUCCCCCCCAAACUAUUUGUAACAUUCUGUGUAUUUGCAUAGAGUAUAAUAAUGUCACGCCCCAUUAAAACAUUCAUUCAGUAUUGACAAAAUCUAGGAUUCAUGUGGUUUAGAACAUGUUACUUAAACUAUUAUUUUGUAUGAUAAAUUUUGCCAUGCUUUUCAGUCAGUUGUUUAUUUUGUAUGUUCACAACACUAAAUUUUAAUUACCCCCACUACCCUGAAAUAACAUUUUGAUGUGGACUCUUUUUUUUUUUUUUUUUUUUUUUAAUCAAGUGAAUAGAAAUAAAAAUGUGAAUAUUGAUAUAACCAAGGUUCACAUCUUCUGAGAUGGUUUGUUUUGUAUUCUUCAUUUCUUCACUCUUUGUAGGGAAUCAUCCAUGUCCUUUCAUGGAGAAAUAAAACUGCAUUUACUGGCAAGAUCUUCCACAGAGAAGCAGCUGUUGUUUUCAGAAUGGAAAAGUGAAACUGACUUCUCUGCAUGUGCUGAAGUGGUUGGGGUGCUUUCCAUCGUUAUGAAUAUUAAAGGAUGGUAGAGAUGAGGGUGAUGGUUAUAUGUUUAUACAUUAUGUUACUAUCAACAUUUCCGUGUCACAUGUCACUUCUUGUUGUAAACAAUACUGUGAAUAUCAUUUUGACUGAAAUUAAUCAAAAAGUCCUCCAUAUACCUAUAUUAGAGAGCCUUGCUUAGAUCGAGAAAAGCCAAGUUAAGUACAGUUUGAAGUAAUUACAUGUACUCAGACCUACAUUACAUGAUUUUCAGUAUCACAGUUUGUAUUCAUGUUCAAGUUACAAAUACAUUAAAGACAUUUCUUUCAACAAAAUAA
Molecule: messenger RNA, 2526 nt
Organism: Scatophagus argus
Lineage: Eukaryota; Metazoa; Chordata; Actinopteri; Scatophagidae
Gene: hnrnpl
Product: heterogeneous nuclear ribonucleoprotein L
Exons: 14
Coding region: 65-1693 (542 amino acids)
Biological process (GO): regulation of RNA splicing; mRNA processing
Cellular component (GO): nucleus
Molecular function (GO): mRNA binding
Source: RefSeq, a predicted model, not a curated record